Messenger RNA from Cavia porcellus (domestic guinea pig), 14030 nucleotides. It is a transcript of the gene Gmeb1, whose product is annotated as glucocorticoid modulatory element binding protein 1. Bases 9489 to 11210 code for a protein of 573 amino acids. The record is from RefSeq and is a predicted model, not a curated record. NCBI's taxonomy places the organism in Eukaryota, Metazoa, Chordata, Mammalia, Rodentia, Caviidae. Gene Ontology annotation, biological process: regulation of transcription by RNA polymerase II. Gene Ontology annotation, molecular function: RNA polymerase II cis-regulatory region sequence-specific DNA binding. The transcript is spliced from 9 exons. Gene Ontology annotation, cellular component: nucleus.
CGAGCAGCCGGGCCGCCCCCAGCGCGGCCGGCCGCGCUGCCUGGGCUUGGGUCCCUGGCGGAGGCCGGCGGGGCGGGCGAGCCCGGCAUUGGGGGGCCCCGCGCCCCUAGAGAGGGGGGCCCGGAAGUCCUCGGCUGAGGGACCAGUGCGAUUCCGGACCGAGUCGUCCGGACGCCCAGGACCCCGGCGAGGGGCCCGGGAUGACCUCACGGGCGGGGUCCGGGAGCCCCGGCGCUUCCGCGAAAAGCUGGGAGUGGCUGGGCCCCUGCGGGGAGGGGGCAGCGGUGCGGCGAGCUGGGAGGCCGCCGGAGGAGACCAUCGGAGCGAGCGCAGAGAGGGUGCUCUGCGCGGGCAGCGAGGGUCCGGUCGCCAUCGGAGGGGCGCGCUGGAGGCCCGGUCACUUAGCCGAGGGGAAAGGAGCCAGGUCCCCUCCGUGGGCUGGGGGACGAAAAGGAGCUCCAAGGGAAAGUGAGCAGCCCUCGGACUUCCCGCAGAGGAGGCGGCCGCAAAGAGACACUCGGUGCCUCGCGAAGAGGGAAUAAGAGGGUUCACCUGAGAGGAACAGGCAGCUAGUGCUCGCCCGAGCAUAGGUAGUGAGCAGGGUGGGGAAACCUAAGAUAAGUGAGGGAAAGAUAAGGGCUUUCUGAGAUGACGGGAAUUAAUUGGCCAGGUGUCAUCUAACUGAAGAACAGGAGAGACAAGGGCAAAGCCCACCGGAUUUGACCGAGGAAUCAGGAGUCUCUCAGAAGAGAAAUCUCAGGCAGCUCCGUAGCAGACAUAAGAGACUUUUGAUGGUGUCUUUUUAGGAGGGCCAAGAAGUAGAGGUUUCUUACAUGUCUGCCGCCCCUUGCCUUUAUAGGAGGUUUUCAUGCAGGAAUUGAACUGUCCCACCUGACUUGUCAGCCACAUAACUAGUUCUGUGUAUUUGCUGUCGACUGUGUUAAGGCGAUUUGUUAUUUGUAUUUACUUCAAACACAUUUUGUUUGGUUGUGCUGGGUACUGAACUCAGGGUCUUGCACUCUACCAGUGAGCUACACCCCAGCCCCUUUAGCAGACAUACUACAUGUUUAACUUUUCAACUUAUUCGUGUUAGUUUGGGCCCUGUUUUGCUCUCCUGAACUCUAGUGGGAUGACUCUCCAAAGAGCUAUCUCAUUUCUUCCCCCAAAUAGUUAUAGUACAGUUGCCGCUUCUCUGUUAAUUUAACCUGAUCUUCAUUUACCCUGGGUAUUUCCCUCUUGGUGGUUAGUUCUGUGUUAUGUGCCUUUUGGCCUCAUAACAUCUGGUAGCACUGUAGGUCACCUACUAAAUGUAUCGGGAGGAAUAAAGAAAAAUGUAAAGACUUUUGGUCUUAAUAAAGUUUUAAUUUAGAAAUUUCUUAAUAUACUGUAAGGUUUAAAAGUUAACAAUAGAUGCUAGGCAUGGUGGUGCGUACCUGUGAUUCCAGCGACCCGAGACUGAGACCUGAGGCUUACGAGGCUUAUGGCAAAUUCAAGACCAGUACAUAGCAAGACUUUGUCUUUAAAAAACCAAACAAAGCCGGGUGUGGUGGCUCACGCCUGUAAUCCCAGCUCUCAGAAGGCUGAGGCAGGAGGAUGGUUGUGAGUUUGAGACCAGCUUAGGCCAUAAAAUGAGCUCAAGGCCAGCCUGAACUGCAUAGAGAGACUGUCGCAGAAAGACAAAACAAAAAAACCCCUAAAGUUACAAUAUAGUGUGGAGUAAAUAUAUUCUGAGAUUAGAAAAUUUACAAAUAUCUGACAUUUUUUAACUACCAGUUCCAAUAUUCCUACAGUCGUGAUGUUUGUGCUUUCUUGCUGUAUUUUAGACAUGGGUUUUCAGGACACAUAAAAAUGAAUUUAUUUUGUCCUUUAUUUUUUGGUACCAGGAAUCAAAUUCAGGACCUCACACUUGCUAGGCAGGUGCUGUGCUACAGAGUUAUAUCCCUGGCCCACAAAAAUGAAUUUAAUUCAGACAAAAUCAGAUAUCAUUCAUUUAGUUUUCUGACAGUUUUUACUGUCAGAAAAGUAAUUACUUACUUUCAAAAUGUCUUGUCUUUGAAAAUAACUAUUUUGAUUUGGUGCUAGGGAUGAAGCUAAGGGCCUAGACAUGCUAACCCCUAUACUCUACCACUGAGCUCUAUGCCCCUGACCCCUCAAAUAAGUCUUUUCAUAUAAAUCUGACCAUUUCCAGCUGGAUGUGGAGGCAUAUGCCUGUAAUUUUUUUUUUUUUUUUUUGAGUCACGUUCUUGCUGUGUAAUUCAGGCUUGUCUUGAAGUCACUGUGUAGCACAGACUGUCCUCAGACUUGAGGUGAUCCUGCAGUCUCAGCCUCCUGAAUGCUGGGAUCACAGGAGAGUGCCAUCAUGCCCAGGAGCUGAGAAAUUUAGUGGUUUAGGGAAACACUCAAAGCAUUGGAGGGGCCAGGGAUUUAACUCAGUGGCAUAAGCACCUGCCUGGCAAACACAAGGUCAUGAGUUGGAUCCCUGGUACAAAAAAAAAAAAAAAAAAAGCAUUGGUUAUGUACCUGAGGGAGAAGGCUCUCAGUUCAAUCUUAUAUAUACUAUAUUUCCUUUAUGUGCAUCCCCUAGAGUUAAAGACAGUGUUACCUGAUUUCACAGGAAGACUGUUAAGGUCCUUCGAUGAAAUACCCAAAGGAUCAAUUCACUUGCUUCGGGAGUUUUUGUUGCUAUAAACAAGAGAUACUUUUCAAUUUAGACUCAGUUUAGAGAUGACCUUGCAUUUAGCCAGUGACUAGUCUAGGGAGCUGGUUUCAGGUUACUCACCAGAAAUAUGGUAUUUAGGGUAAUGAGAGAUAUUCAACCCAAACUUGCUUCUCUAAAGAAUUGUCAUGUGGAGUCAGACCUGUGUCUCUGACAGACACUGAAGACCUUGUAGAUGAUUAUAAUUAUCUUUCAUAGUCUUGGGAAGUUAGAGAAGCAGCCAGAACAUUCCUCUCAGGUUCCAAGGUGUGGGAGGGUCAGGAGCAAAAUAUGAGUCCCUGUUGAGGAAGGUAUUCAUCAAGAGCUCCUGCAACCACUUAUUCAGAAUGUCACAGAGGGACUCAGUCUCAGGCUAAAAGGUUGAAAUUAGAAGCAUCCAUUUAUUUCUACUUCUAUAAACCAUCAAUUUCCCUAAGCUAUCAUUAUUAUUUUUUUUUAAUUUCAAGCAACUUUUUGAAGUAAUAAUCUUGCUUGGGAUCUCCCCCACCCCAGUGUUGGUGAUAGAACCCAGGGCUUCAAACAUGCUAAGGCAAGUUGCUCUACCAUCAGCUACCAUUUCCGUGCUGGGUUUUGAAUUUUAAAUAGGCUUUAAAUUAAAAAUAAAAUUCUAGUAUUUAUCGGGAUGGGGUAGCCUAGACUAAUCCCAGCACUCUGGGAGGGUUAGGCAGGAGGAUCAUCAUGAGUUUGAAGCCACACUGGGCUACAUAUUGAGUUCAAAGCCCACCCGAAUACUCACUGUCCCUGAUCCCACCCCGCGAAAAAACAAAAACAAAACCUAGUAUUUAGUAUAUGAUAAUCUUAUGGGCUUUAUUACUACAAAAAUGUACUUCAAAUGAAGGGGGGAAAAAAGGUAAAUUAGUGGGUUAUAGAGGCAGAAUUAGAAUGACUCUUUUUUUUUUUUUUUGUCUUUUUCAUUUUUAUCAGUACCAGGGAUCAAACUCACGACUGCCUGCUUGCAAGGCAGGCGCUUAUGCCGCUGAGCUAAAUCUCCAGCCCCUAGAAUGACUCUUAAUUUCAACUUUUAUCUUUUAGUCUGAGACUGAGUACCCUCUAUGAUAUUGAAUGAACAGUUGAUGGAGGUUUUUUUUUUUUUUUUUUUGGUGGUACUGGGGGUGGAACUCAUGACCUCGAACUUGCCAAGCAGGCGCUAAUGCUGCUGAGCUAAAUCCCCAUUGAUGAAGUUCUUGAUGAACACCUUAGGGACUCCUGUUCCCUCCCACACCUUGAGACCCAAAAGGGGUAUUCUGGCUGCUUCUCUAGUAACACACUAGUAUUUGAUAAUCAAUGAAUAUUCUCUGUAUUAUUUUAAUUUACUCUAGUUUUGUGAUUGACUUUAAAGGUAUCUGUUGGUUUACGUAUUCUAGAAUUUGAUGGCAUUUGUGUGUGUGUGUGUGUGUGUGUGUAUGUGUGGUGUUUUUUUUUUUUUUUUUUUUUUUUUUUAGAUGGUUUUUCUGUGCAGUUCAGGCUGGUCUUAAUCUCAUUUUUGUAGCCCAAGCUAGCCUCCAACUCCCAGCAGUCCUCCUGUCUCAACCUCCCAACUGCUGGGAUUAUAGACAUGAGGCAUAGAGUCUUAUAAAUUACCAAACAGUCCAGACUAGGCUCAGACUUGUGAUCCUCUUACCUCAGCCUCCCAGAAUGCUGGGAUCACAUGCAUGUGCUACCAUGCAUGGUCUUUUGAGAGCUUGUCUAGGUUUAGGAUCCUAAUUUUGGUUUUGUUGCCAAUAGCCAGGUGAACCAGGUAUUCAUUUUCUGUCUCUUUUUCUGUCUAGCUUUAAACCCUUAACUUUCAGAAGUUCAGAUUGUGUACUGUAAUAUUACAUAAUUAAUUUAUGUAAUAGCUGUGUCAUGGAUCUUUUUCCUCUUUUUUUUUGUUUUUGUUUUUUUUUAUUUUUUGUUCCCUAAGAGUAGCUGUUACCCCCUUUCACAGCCAAGGAAUCUGACUCAGUAUAAAGUGGAGUAGACUAAAUAUCUGCUGGAACUGGGCGUAGUGUUGUACACCUGUAAUCCCAGCACUCAGGAGGUUGAGACAGGAGGAUCAUUUAUUGAACUGCUUAUAAUGAUGGGCUGUAAACUAUGCAGUUUAGCCUAGAUGCCUAAGCAAGCUUAUAUCCCCUAAAUUAGGAAAGUGAAAAACUUUAUCUUUUGUUUUGAUACUGAAAAUUGAAUUCAUGACCUUGCACUUGUGGCAGAGCUACAUCUCCAGCCCUGGAAAACUGUAUGAGUCUUUAAGGAUAAGAUGUCACUCAUGGAACAAAAAUUUAUUAUAUAUAUUUUUUAUUUUCUUUUUGUGGUACUGGAUAUUGAACCUAGGGCCUUCACAUUAAACUACAUCUCCUGCUGUUUUUUAGUUUUAUUUUGAAGCUGGGAGUAUAGUUCAGUAGUUGAAGGUUUUUGUUUUGUUUUGUUUUGUUUUUUUGAGACAGGGUUUCACUAUGUAGCCUAGUUUGGCCUCAAACGUAGGCAAUUUCUUGCCUCAGCCUUCUGAAUACUAGGAUUAUAGGCAUAUGCCACCCUGCCUUAUUUUGAGAUACUGCAGUUUUGCUAAAUUGCUCAGACCUUGCUCAAACUUGUGAUCCUUCUGCCUCAGCCUUCUGUAGUACUUGUGUCACUAUGACCAGCUUUUUGUAUAGUUGCUAUAUGCCAAGUUUCUUUAGAAAAACUCAGGUAGCCAGGUAUGGUGAUGCAUACCUGUAAUCCCAGCACACGGGAGGCUGAGGCAGGAGGAUUAUCAUAAAUUCAAGACCAGCCUAAACUACAUAGCAACACCCUGUCUCAAAAAAAGAAAAACUCAGGUUGGGCAUUUAGUUCAGUGGCAUAAAUGCCUGCCUGGCAAGGAUGAGGUUGUGAGUUCAAUACCUGGUACAGAAAAAAAAAAAAAAUCACAAAAACCCCGAAGAAAACAGGUAGGUAUCUGGUAUUUGAAAACCCCUUCAUUACAUUCCUAUGACCUGUACACUGUGGUAGGCACAGAGAAGCUGCUGAAUAUGAAAAGCAGCCCUGAGCUGUGUACUUGUAAUUGCAGCUACCUCGGAGGCUGAGGCAGGAGAAUCAUUGGAGUUCAAGACCAGCCUGGAUAAUAUAGCAAUACUGUGUCACAACUAGGUGUGGUGGUCCAUGUCUACAAAUCCAGCACUCUGGGAAUCUGAGGCAGGAGGAGCACAAACUCCUGCCCAGGCUGGGCAACUUAGUGAGACCCCACCUUAAAAUAAAAAUUAACAAAGAGGCUGGGAUUGUAGCUCAGUGCAAUACCCUAUGGGUUCAAUCUCCAGUACCACCUUACCCCCCCCCCAAAAUAACCUAGAUAAAUAAAGAGAUAGUGCUUCCCCAGAAUGUACAGUCAGGUGGGAAGAGGCUGAUGCAGUGGCUUGGGGGUUGUGACGGGGGCGCUGCAGGUGCAGAGGGAGCAGGAACACAGCUGGCCCAGGAAGUCACAGAAGGCUCCUCAUGGAAGUGUUGUUUAAAUAAAUAAUAAGAUGAGCAGGAACUCACCAAUAAGGGAGGCAAAAAGAACCCUGGGUGAAGGAAACAAGUGUGGAGGCUCAGGUGUGGAAAUAUUUAAGAAGCUGGAAAACAGGUAGUGUUAGGAGCAUACAGUGUGGGAAGAGCUGAGGAUGAGACAGGGUGAGGCAGGGACAGAUUCUGAGGCACGUGAGGGCAUUGGCACCUUUAAGAGCAAUGGGAAUAUACUGAAGGGUUUUUAAGUGGAAAAUGGCCUGUGAUCUUUAGUAAAAUCACCUUGGCUGUUGUGUGGAGAAUGAAUAGGUGGAGGCCAAGUCCAGAGAUCAGGAUAAUGAAAAGCAGCUGCAAGAGCCCAAGUGACAGUGUGGUGGCCCAGAUAGGAUGGCAGCACAGAUGGAGAAUGGGAGGAUGAUUUAAAUAUAUAUAUUAGAUUGGAUAGGAUAUGUGCUUGAUUGGGUUGAGAAAGAGAAGAAUCAAAAAUAACUCUUUAAUUUUUGGCUCAUGAAAAUAAGUAGAAGGGACCUGGAAUGGUGGCGCAGGACUGUAAUCCCAGCACUCAGGAGACUGAGGCAGGAGGAUUACCACAAAUUUGAGGUCAGUCUGAGCUGCAUAGUGAGUUCAAGUCCAGCCUGACCUAUACAGCGAGACUCUGUCUCAAAAAAAAAAAAAAAAAAGACUGUAGAGGCUGAAUACAGUGGCAUACAAUUCAUGGGAAAAUUCAAAUGUGGGAUUAUAAACUACAGAAAUUGGAUAUGAGGAAUGAUAACUAGGUCAUAUAUAAGCAAACUGACUGAACCAACAUAUGUUAGUGCCUAAGACAAACGGAUAUGGAAAGCACAAAACUUGUGAUCAGACAGCACCUGUCUGCACAGAAGGCAGGAUGCAGCUGUGGACAUAAAUGCUGAGCAACAGUACAGGCACGGUGUGAUCAUGAGGAGGAAUACAGAAAAGAAAAUGCUUUGACAGUAUGGCUUCACAGAAAGGGCUUUGACUGAGCUUUGAAGGGAAAAGGAAAUGCAAGAGAAAGUUGUUUAGGGCUUAGAGAAUGACAGAGGCACAGAAACCUGAGAUUAUCUAAGUGUCUGUUCUGGGUACAGUGGGUGGGUAGGAUGGCUGGAGUGUCCAUGCUUGGAGUGUGACACAGUUUUUGGGUGUGCAGAUAACAGUGGAAAAAUACUUUGAGUCCAAUGAAGUUGUCUUUGAGUGGCAUGCUUAAGUAUUUGUUUAGUGGACAAAUGCUGUGGCAGAGCUGAGAAUUGUGUAAGUCCUUUGACUAUGUAGGUACUUUCAUUUAUGUUCUCUCUUUUUUAAAGUUUUUCAGUUUUUUUUUUUUUUUUCUUUAUCAUUACCAGGGAUCGAACUCACGACUGCUUACUUGCAAGGCAGGUGCUUAUGCCGCUGAACUAAAUCCCCAGCCCCCAGUUUUUCAGUUUUUUAAGACAGGAUCCUGCCAUGUAUUUUAGGCUGUCCUUGAACUCACUACACAGCCCAGAAUGGCCUCGAAUCUGUAGCAGUCCUCCUGCCUCAGCUUCCCAAGUGCUGGGAUUAUAUGUGUGUACCAUCAUACCUGGCCUUUUCUUUUCUUUUAGACAGUCUUGCUAUGUAUCCUAGACUAGCCUCGAAUGUGCAGUGAUCUUCUUGCCUCAAUUUUCAGAGUGCUGGGAUUCAGGCAUGCACCACCACUCCAGGUUUAAAUGACUCUUCAGCUGUAAAAACUAACAACUGCAAAAUAUUUUGGGACUUUUUGAGUUUACAUUAAGACUGGGACAAAGGAGGUAGCUUAGUGGUACUAAACUUGCCUGGAAUGCAGCAGGCCAUUUUCACUUCCCAGUACCUUAAAAAAACAAAAACAAAAACAUUGAAAGCCAGGCAUGGAGGCACACUUUUAUAAUCCCAGCACUCGGGAGGCUGAGGCAGGAGGAUUGUUGCAAGUUCCAGGCCAGCCUGAGCUACAAAGUGGGCCCAAAGCCAGCCUGAACUGCAUAGUGAGACCCUGUCUCAAAAAGACAAAACAAAACAACAAUAACAAAAAGUGAACAAUGGCUUUGAGUUACUUAUUUUAUUUUAUUUUCCUGAGACAGGGUCUCUGAGUGUAGUUCAGGCUGGCCUGGAUGCACUAUGUAGCCCAGGCUGGCAUCAAAUUCAAGAUAAUCCUCCUGCCUCAGCCUCCUGAGUGCUAGGAUUACGGGUAAAUGCGGGAUUACAUGUGUGCACCACCUACCCAACCUAGUUAUGUGCUUUAAAAUCAAAAAGCAUUUGGUGCUGGAGGUUGGGUUCCUCAAUGACUCUGAGGGAGUUGUCAGGUGAGGUCAUGUGUCUUUUUAGUCUGAGGCAAAGAGGUAUUAAGUUCCGCAAAUUGAGUAGUGUUGAAUAUGUCUGUAAUUCCAGUUCUCUGGGAGGCUGAGGCACAAGGGUCACAAGUUUAGGACCAGCCCUAGGUGACUUAGCAAGACCAUGGUAAAGGCUCAGUGUAAAGGGUCUGUGUUUGGUCUCCAGUACUGGGGGAAAAAAAUUAAAGGACUAUGCAAUGCAAGUUAUCUCCCCCUUCCCACAGAGCUCAGUUCAGUUAGUCAGUGGAUAAAAGGGCUACCCAUAAUCCAUACUGCAAAGGACAGAGUACGUGGUACUUGUUGAGGUAUAACAGCUAGUUGCACAGAAAAAAAUACAUAAGAUUCUUACCUUCCAGACCCUUACUGUUUGGGUAAAACUAGUGGUGUGCUAUAAACCAGUUCUCCAGAAAAAAGAAAAUAAAAGUCCUGAUUUGUGGUGCCUAUCAGUUUUUGUAGUGUAUAUGUUCCAACCAUUGUGGAUCCCAACUUACUAAACUCAAGAGUUGAGAAGAAAUGUUCACAGAUAGUUCCUUGGAGUGGGCAAAGUGGGGUCUGGCAUGAAUGACAGAUGCAAGCAAACUUACAAUAGCAGAAGUAUUUUAUCCUCCUCUUUUUUUGGAGACAGGAUCUUGCUUUGUGGUUCAGGCUGGCCUUGAACCCACUGUGUAGCCCAGACUGGCCUCCAACUCCUGGCAGUCCUCUUGCCUCAGCUUCCCUUCUUGGCAAGUAGAAGGCAAUCCCAAAUGCUGGCAUUAUAGCCGUGCGCUGCCACCCUUUCACAAAAGUGUGUCUGACAAAAUUAGAGCCUAAAUCUGCCUAACAGUCCAUUCUUCUCAGAGUACUGCGACCUCCAAGUUCCUCAAGGAAUCAGUAGUUAUCAGCGCAGCAUCCCUUCCCUACUGCUGCUGUCUUUCAAAGCAGAUGAAGUUACUCAUGUUCCUUGUUUCUGCCAGCAGCCCUGCUGACCUGACUUCAUGUGAAAAAUGGCGAAUGCAGAAGUGAGUGUCCCAGUGGGAGAUGUCGUUGUGGUCCCCACUGAGGGAAAUGAAGGGGGGAACCCUGAAGACACGAAAACCCAAGUGAUCUUGCAGUUACAGCCUGUGCAACAGGGUUUGUUUAUCGAUGGACACUUUUACAACAGGAUUUAUGAACCGGGGUUGGAGAACAACACGGCAGUUGUAGCAGUAGAAACCCACACGAUACACAAAAUUGAAGAAGGAAUUGAUGCAAGCACUAUAGAAGCAAAUGAGGACAUGGAAAUUGCUUACCCCAUAACUUGUGGGGAGAGCAAAGCCAUCCUCCUCUGGAAGAAGUUUGUAUGUCCAGGAAUAAAUGUGAAGUGUGUCAAGUUUAAUGAUCAGCUGAUCAGCCCUAAGCAUUUUGUUCAUCUGGCUGGCAAGUCCACCCUGAAGGACUGGAAGAGAGCCAUUCGUUUGGGUGGAAUCAUGCUCAGGAAAAUGAUGGACUCUGGACAGAUUGACUUUUACCAGCAUGACAAAGUGUGCUCCAAUACCUGCCGAAGCACCAAAUUUGAUCUUCUGAUUAGCAGUGCGCGAGCUCCAGUGCCGGGACAGCAAACAAGUGUGGUGCAGACACCCACUUCGGCCGAUGGUGGCAUCACACAGAUCGCCAUCUCCGAAGAGAGCAUGGAGGAGGCGGGGCUGGAGUGGAACUCUGCUCUCACUGCUGCCGUCACCAUGGCCACCGAGGAGGGUGUGAAGAAAGACUCUGAGGAAAUUUCAGACACUUUGAUGUUCUGGAAAGGAAUAGCUGAUGUAGGGCUGAUGGAGGAGGUUGUCUGCAACAUCCAGAAGGAAAUAGAGGAGCUGCUCAGGGGAGUUCAGCAGCGGCUUCUCCAGGCUCCCUUCCAGGUGACAGAUGCAGCUGUCCUCAACAAUGUAGCACAUACAUUUGGCCUAAUGGACACCGUCAAGAAGGUUUUGGACAACAGAAGGAACCAAGUAGAGCAGGGAGAAGAGCAGUUUCUCUAUACUCUGACAGACUUGGAACGCCAGCUGGAAGAGCAAAAGAAGCAAGCCCAGGAUCAUAGGCUAAAAUCCCAGACAGUUCAAAAUGUGGUACUGAUGCCUGUGAGCACUCCAAAACCUCCAAAAAGGCCCCGGCUCCAGCGGCCAGCCUCCACCACUGUCCUGAGCCCGUCUCCUCCCGUCCAGCAGCAGCCUCAGUUCACAGUCAUCUCACCCAUCACCAUCACCCCUGUGGGUCAGUCUUUUUCCAUGGGCAAUAUUCCAGUGGCCACACUCAGCCAGGGCUCCAGCCCUGUGACUGUCCACACACUGCCUUCUGGCCCUCAGCUCUUCCGCUACGCCACAGUGGUCUCCUCGGCCAAAAGUAGCUCACCAGACACAGUGACCAUCCACCCAUCAUCUAGCCUGGCACUGCUAAGCUCCACCACCAUGCAGGAUGGCAGUACCCUGGGCAACAUGGCUACCAUGGUAAGCCCUGUGGAGCUUGUGGCCAUGGAGUCUGGCCUGACCUCAGCAAUCCAGGCCGUGGAAAGCACCUCAGAGGAUGGGCAGACCAUCAUUGAAAUUGACCCAGCCCCAGACCCUGAGGCUGAAGACACUGAGAGCAAAGCAGUCAUCUUGGAGACAGAGCUGAGGACUGAGGAGAAAGUUGUGGCUGAGAUGGAAGAACAUCAGCAUCAAGUCCACAAUGUGGAGAUUGUAGUCUUAGAGGACUGACUAGGAUCUUGGGGCCAGGAGAAAUGUUUUGGUUUGGAAUUUUAAUUAUUUGUUUAUUUUUAUCAUUGUCCCAUUCAUUUCCACAUAGGAUCCUUUUUUACAAAAACAAAAAUCUCAUUGUCAUAACUGAAAAUGUUGGGUUCCUCCCAUCCUGUCAUUGAAAAAUGGACAAAACAAGCUACCCUUCCAGAAGUUGAGAGUUCACUCAAUGUCCUCACCAUCUUAUUCUAAGAAAGUUGUUUCUUUUAGAGGAGGCAUCAAAGGAACCAGGACCCUUUUCAGACUAGUCUAUCUGUGUACACUUGGUCUUAUGCUUGUAAAGAUGCAUGGACCAAACUCUGGAACGCAGAUAUGAUGCUGGAAGGCAACCCAGUGUUAUGUUUUUGUAUCCUUAAAGGCUCUGAAACAAACGGAAGUUGAACUCUGCUUGGAGGGGAAGGUAGCUCGCUGGCAGCAGCUUAAAAAGGGAACUGGUUUGGCAAAGAUGAGGCAAGGCUCUUACUUGUCUUAUUGAAAUGUAACUGGUGCCCUUGAGAUCUCUGAGGGUUCCUACCAGAGGUGCCAUGUUGCUGGCAAACAGAAGGGUACAUCUCCACAGAACAAGUGGCAGCGGUGGCCUGUGGUUUUGCAGAAAUGGCAAUCAAGGAAGGCCACAGCAGGGGCUGGGGAUUUAGCUCAGCGGCAUAAGCACCUGCCUUGCAAGCAGGUGGUCGUUAGUUCGAUCCCCGGUACUGAUAAAAAGAAAAAAAGGAAAAAAAAAAAAAGAAAGAAAGAAAAGGAAGGCCACAGCCCAGGCAUGCUUUGGGGUUCAAAGUGAGAGCUCACCUUGCUCCCCACGUUGUCAAAGCACUUACCCUCCCAACCUGGGAUCAGUCCAUUCUUUUGCAUACAGUGUGAUAUGGUGUAAAUUGCUCUGGUCCUUGAACUGUGGCUGUCAUGGGGCUGGGGCUCCAAAGCCAUUAUUGUUAUUGCAUGACUCCAGGAGCAGGGGAGUUCCUCAUCCAGACCAGCUGCCAUAUUCAGUAGGGCUUGUUUUGUUUUGGGUUUUUUUGGCUUUGGAACCAAAAACAGCCACUCAUUUUGGUGCUUCCUCUUGUUCUUCCCUCCAUCCCUCAACUCUUAAUGGCAUCUGUCCCUGAGUCCCACACUCUUAAGCUUUUUGGCUGAUUUGGAGAAGUGACAGGUGCCUGCCUGCCUUUGUCCCCUUUUAGACUCAUUUAUACCACAGAUGUUUCUGUUAAGAGAUUGAGCUCUUACAAAGCCUUCCGCUUGGCAGGGAAGACUGGUAAACACCCCCAGCCUUUCCUGAGGCACAAACUCGCUGUCUCCUUGGUGAGCCAGACUCUGGGAAAGAAACAUUGUGAUAUUAUGCUCUAGAAUAUGCACCAGGAACAUCAAUAAUAAUGUCUUUGGGGGGUAUUUUGUUUUGUUGUUUUUGUUUUUCUUUUUCUCUGUAAAAUGUUUGUAUAUUUGGAGCUGGGCCAUUUUCCAUACUGUGAUUCCUUCUCUUUGACCCUCUUCAGUAUUUGGGGCAAGAGUGGACCCUGGUUUUUAUUUCUUUGAUUGCAUUGUUUACUGCACUAGGAAAAAUAUAGGGAACCUGCAGACAACUUAAAGGAAAAAUAGGUCAAAAAGGAAAGCACAUACCUUAGGAAUGGGAGGAUUUUUUUUUUUUCUAUUAAAAGCAAAUUUUGACCUGUAGUUUGCUUUUUUUUUUUUUUUCUUUUGGUUUUAGUUUGUUUCCUUCAAAGAAGGCACCUACUUGAAGCCAUGUUUCUUCCCACAGAUGUUGGGAAACCCAUCAAGCGUCUGAAAACUGCAUCCUGCCAUCUUUCAGAGAAGCCUUCUUACUUGGGAGGGUCUCUUAAAAGCUAUAAAAGUAAAAUUUAUGCACCCCAUUUAGUAGCAAGUUUCUGCUUUAAAAUUGGGGUUUUCUUUUUCUUUUUAAAAUAUUUUAUAGAACUCAGCACUCAGUUUAGAACACACCUUUUGGCCCUUUAUGUAUCUGUAAGACAGAAGUAGCUUUUGUUUCCUGCUUGUUUAGUUUUUCUUUUGGUACAUAAACAAAAACAAAAGUUUUGGCUAAGACUGACACUACCACCUCAACCUAAAAGGAACAUCUCAUUCCUAUGGUGGUCUUUAGGGGUGCUCUUCUCUUUCUUAGAGAUGAGACCCAAUUCAGGAUAGCAGAGGUGCCUGGGGAAUAUCAGCAAGCUAGCUCGGGUUUCUUUUUUUCCUUCAUCAGAACUGUUGGUAGUGUUUUAUGGAAGUUGGAGCACCUCACUUCCAAACUGAAGAGAUCUUAAGAGAGAGCCUGGGGGGCUGGGGAUGUAGCUCAGCGGGGCAGUGCCUGCCUGACAAGUGCAAGGUCUUGAGUUUGAUUCCCAGUACCACCACCUCCUUCUAAAAAGACAGAGCCUGUUUACUUUAGCUCUGAAAGUUCCAGCAGGUGAAAUAAUGAGUUUGUUGUUUUCCUGGUCUUCCAGUAGCCAGUCACUACUAUCUGCUAUGGUACCUGUUCUUGGUCGUCAGUUCCUUCACAGCCCCAAUCUGAAUGGUUUUAGAUGGGGUGAAACAUAUGCAAGCCACUGAUGUAUGCACAAGCAGUUGCAAUGGAUCACUUCUCAGGCUGACUUGACAAUAGCUACCUUUCUAUUCAUUCAUUAAAUAAACAUUUCUAAGUAUCAUCUACGUGCCAGGCUUUGUGCUAGGCACUGGCUGUGCAGAGAUAAAGACACGGUCCCUGCACUCAAGGAGUUCCUGCCAGACCUCUGGAGUCCAGAACUGUGUUCUAAUAUAGUUGGUUUCUUUUGUAAUCAA